AAAGGCCCAAUAGAUUGGUAUAUAUAAACACACGACAGCGGACAGCCUCCGGUGUAGUUUCAUUUUCCUUUUUGUAUCAGAAGGCUGUGCGCACAGAAGAAGAAAGAAGGCAGAAACAAGUCCCCCAGUUCUGGAACUUGAUACAAGAUGAGAAAGGCUCGGAAAUACGGACAAGAGAAAGAGGUGGAGGCUGAGACUAUGCUAUUGCUUGCCUCCACCAACAAUGAGUCGAAAUCGGUUAGAGCCGAGCACGGGAGGAAGCGAAAGAGGAAGAGAAAAAAAAAAGGGAAGGGUCACACAAAAAGAGUGAGUGAGUGACCAUUUUGGCGCGAAGCCAAUAGAAGGAUGGCCGUUGCGCUCCCCUAUAAAAUCCCUCACUUCCACUUCACUCUCUCUCUCUCUCUCGCCAUACUCCUCCUUCAACCUUCAACGCGACUGAGACAAGCAGACGCAGACGCAGACCCUAAGUGUGAUUACCGAAUGGCAUCAAGUAGAGGAGAGCAGGGGGGAACCAGGCGAAAUGUGGAUAUCUCGUCAUCAACCCCUAAGUCCGUUCUCUCUGCCAAUGCCACACCACCAGCUGGGGUAGCAGUGAGGAAUGUGGGUCAGACACACUCACGGAAGCCUGUAAAGAGGGGUUCAUUUCUUUUAUCUCUAACAACAGGAGGUGGUGGCAUGGGCCCAAAGCUGUUUGAUGCUGAUGCUGAAUCCCAGAUAUAUCGUAAUGUCUUCAACAAUCAUCAUGGGAAGCUUGUCCGGUCAACUGGAGGGGAUCCCUCGGAUGAAGAUGAAUACAACAAAGAUAUUGCCUACAUUGUUAGGGAGUACUUCCGCACUGGUAAUAUUAUACAGGCAGCAUGGGAGGUCAGAGGAAUGUCAAAUCAGUAUCAUCCUUACUUCGUUAAGGGACUCGUUUCCAUGGCAAUGUCCAGCGAUGAUGAGAAGAAGGAGAUUUCUUCAUCUUUGCUUUCAGCUUUGUAUGCUGAUGUCAUUAGCCCUGUGCAUAUUGAAGAUGGAUUCAACUUACUACUGCACUAUGCUGAUGUAUUGGAUGCAGUAGACAUUCUCCCUCUUUUCCUUGGUCGUGCAGUGGUUGAUUCUAUCCUUCCUUCAGACUUCAUCACCAGGGCAAAGGAAGCACUCCCAGAAUCUUCCAAGGGGUUUCAGAUCAUGCAGACUGCAGAGGAAAAUAAAAAUUUUCCUCCAUACAGUCCAAGUUUUGUGGGUAUCUGGGGUGGUAGGACGCUGAAUAUUGUUCAAAAGUUGGAGAAACAAAUCGAUUCUCUGUUGAUGGAAUAUACAAAAAGUAGAGACGCUCUCCUAACCUGUAAGGACAUAAGGAAGGUGGUACCUCCUUUUUAUGAACAUCACUUUGUUGCCUUUGCUUUAAUUGCUUGCAUGAAGAAUUGGAGAGAAGCACCACAUUUAAUAUGUCUAUUAAAGGAGGCAACUGGGGUAGGCGUGAUUAGUUCCUCUCAGAUGGUGAAGGGCUUUAUUCGAGUUGAAGAGAGGCUUGCUGUCCUUGUUUUGCAUUAUUCAUCAGCAGAAAAUAUGUUCCAGUCGCUGGUCUCCAAGGCAGUGUCUGAUGGUUGGCUGGAUAAUUCCCUCUUAGAAUCCUUUGGUAAAGAUUUUGCGAACUUCCCUAGAGAUGGCAUGGGGAUUGGCUCUCCCGUAGUGAUGACAGAUGACGGCUUUGGCAACACAAAUACGUUGACCAUUUUGGAGGAUGCUCAGUCGCAUCUUAAUAAGCACGACUAUGGUCUAGCUUGGGACCUGUUUAUGGAAGGAAAUCGAAAGGAUCCCCAUAAUAUCCACUUUUCAGAUGGUGCCCAGAGUUGCGCAUGGAAGAUAUUAGGAGCCAGUCCUCUGCGUUGGCAGUGGGUACUUUGGCAGAUUUUUAAUUCUGAGAAGUUGGUACAUAUCCUAGAAUGGGUUGCAAUUCUUGCAGACUGGAAGAGCUUUAGGGGUUUGACUCUAUUCUUGUCGGUGUUUCUGGUAGUUUGUCAUGUGUGCAGCAUCCGUAAACAGCAUGGACGCGUGAGGAUUGGAUUUACAUUUGGAAAAAUCUUACUAGCAUUUCUUUCGGGUAUUGUAGCUGUUAUUGGGUUGAGGGCUGACCCCGAGCGCACCACCCACCUUGAACAUCUUAGUCACUUUGUUCUACUUCCAGUGCACUUUCUGUUUCUUAUCUUUGCUUAUCGCUGCUAGGAAUAGUUAAGAGGGUGACUUCUGGAUGAGCUGCAGUAAGAAUAGUUAGAGGGUGACUUCUGGAUGAGCUGUAGUACGAAUGUUUGUGGUGGUUUAUGGUCUUUUAAAAUUGCACAAGAUCCAGUCUCAGAUCUUUUUGGUGGUUUUAACUCAGAAUAUAUACAUUCUUGUAAUCUCUUUGUUGUCUCUCGCACUUUGACAGAGUGAAAGCUUGUCAGGGAGCACAUAAGGAAUUUUUCAGGAUUGACUUCUCUUG
Rosa rugosa (rugosa rose) is the source of this 2464-nucleotide messenger RNA. Its product is annotated as MA3 DOMAIN-CONTAINING TRANSLATION REGULATORY FACTOR 1-like. Gene Ontology annotation, biological process: negative regulation of DNA-templated transcription. Lineage: Eukaryota; Viridiplantae; Streptophyta; Magnoliopsida; Rosales; Rosaceae. Bases 346 to 2208 code for a protein of 620 amino acids. The record is from RefSeq and is a predicted model, not a curated record. The transcript has 9 exons.